UCCAUCUCCAGGCAUGUAUUUGAGGAAGUGUCUGGGACUCCCCUUCCACACGGGGCAUCAAUUUUUCCAGACAGAUGAAAGUUAAUGGCUACCAUGAUUCAGGCGAGUAAUUCUUGUGAAACCAGCUCCGGGGAUGUUGCCUAGGAAAACAAAUUCUGUCAGCACAGUCCCAUGCUGUGACGUGGUACCGAGUAUGCCACACUAUAUAUAAAACCCAGGAAGCAAUCCAAGUGGAACGGCACAUUUUAGCUCUGCUGCAGACCAUACACAGAAUACAGUGAUGCAGAAAACUAUUCCUGGCUGCCUUUUCCAGCAAAUGUGCUCCUCCCUUACGGGCAUUUCUAUGAAGAGAGACCACAUGAAAGACCUCAGAAGAUACCUGGUACUUAAAUACAUCCAAUACCUUGUCCUGUCUUCUUCAAAUGCUGUCAGCACAUUUCUGGGCCUGCUGGGCAGUUUGUACGCCAUAAUCAUCCUGCAGUCUGCAAAGGUUUCGUCCAAGUCCACUGCAGUCCUCAUCUCAAGCCUAGCAAAGGCAGACGUCCUGGUUAUUGUUAGCAUCGCUUCUGAGAUGGUUGUACGGACCUUGGGUGUCAAUAUCUUAUCUCCGGUGUUCACAUCAGCUCUGCUGCAGAACCUCCUCAGUGCAAACACACACAUCAGCUGCUUGCUGCUGAGCUGCGUUGCCUUCGAGGCUUACUUGAUCACCUUCUUCGCCACAGAGUCUCGGCAUUUCCGGACAGUGAAAAACGCCAGACUGACUUCUAGGAUCAUCUGGAUCCUGGUGACUGCAGAGUGCACCCUGUUCCAGGCAGACGACCUCCUGAAGGCCAGCAGCACUUCUGCUCUCACCCACAGCCCAUAUACCUUGUUGUUUCCCAUCUCCAGCACGGCCGCAGCCCUUCUCAGGUCCCUCAGCUACAUCCUGGGGAUUCUUUUAAGGAUUGUCAAUGUAUACCUCUACUACAAAAUAUUUUUUAGCAUGUCCAACAGAUCUACGCUAAAAACAAAGUAGUGGCUAUGCCUGGGGGAAGCAGCACUGUGACACCCAACAGGAGACACUGCAAUGCAACUUCAAACUGGUGGUUUGAAAACUGCUCAAUAACCAGCCCCAGGGCUCAUGUU
Molecule: messenger RNA, 1125 nt
Organism: Pezoporus flaviventris
Lineage: Eukaryota; Metazoa; Chordata; Aves; Psittaciformes; Psittacidae
Product: G-protein coupled receptor 183-B-like
Exons: 2
Coding region: 281-1015 (244 amino acids)
Biological process (GO): positive regulation of Rho protein signal transduction; phospholipase C-activating G protein-coupled receptor signaling pathway
Cellular component (GO): membrane
Molecular function (GO): G protein-coupled receptor activity
Source: RefSeq, a predicted model, not a curated record